Dufourea novaeangliae is the source of this 3499-nucleotide messenger RNA. It is a transcript of the gene Asap, whose product is annotated as arf-GAP with SH3 domain, ANK repeat and PH domain-containing protein 1. The record is from RefSeq and is a predicted model, not a curated record. Gene Ontology annotation, cellular component: cytoplasm. The coding region runs from base 245 to 3340 and encodes 1031 amino acids. Gene Ontology annotation, molecular function: GTPase activator activity; protein binding. Gene Ontology annotation, biological process: positive regulation of GTPase activity. The transcript is spliced from 17 exons. NCBI's taxonomy places the organism in Eukaryota, Metazoa, Arthropoda, Insecta, Hymenoptera, Halictidae.
CGUUGCUCGCACCGGGACGACCGACGACGUUUACCGUGCGUCACGGGAAACGGCAUUGGGAGGAGACAGAAGGUGACAGCCCUCCCGCGGAAUUUAUGGUGCGCACGGGCGAAACGGUGAAGUGAGUGGUGUUGCCGAGGUGAAGUGAGGUGAGUGCGACGGCACCGAGUGCUCCCAACCGGUGGACAUUCCCGCGGAGCUCGUUAUAUCGUUCAGGCUUAACAUAAGCAGAAAAGAGGAAAAAAUGCCGGGCCUAAUCGCCGUCAGCGAAUUCGUCGAAGAGACCAGGGAGGAUUACAACUCGCCCACCACAUCCACCUUCGUUUCGCGAAUGCCACAAUGCAGACAGACGAUCACGUCCCUCGAGGAGACGCUGGACUUCGACAGGGACGGCCUGACGAAGCUGAAGAAAGCGAUCAAAGCCAUUCACAACUCUGGAAACGCUCACGUCGACAACGAGGUGUACCUUGGGAGGGCGUUGGAGAGGCUCGGCGAUGCGGCGCUCAAAGAACAGGAACCGGAUAUCGGGGCUGCUUUCUUGAAGUUUGCGGUCGUCACAAAAGAAUUGAGCGCUCUAAUGAAGACUCUGAUGCAGAAUAUAAAUAACAUCGUGAUGUUCCCGCUGGACUCGGUGCUCAAGGGUGACCUGAGAGGUGUUAAAGGGGACCUGAAACGACCGUUCGAGAAAGCGUGGAAGGACUACGAGGCGAAGUACGCGAAAAUCGAGAAGGAGAAGAAGCAACAUGCGAAAGAGGCUGGCCUCAUUCGGACGGAAGUGACGCCGGCCGAGAUCGCCGAUGAGAUGGAAAAAGAGAGACGAUUGUUUCAAUUGCAAAUGUGCGAGUAUCUGAUCAAGGUGAACGAAAUCAAAACGAAGAAAGGCAUUGAACUGCUUCAGCAUCUAGUCGAAUAUUACCAUGCGCAAACGAAUUACUUUCAAGACGGCCUAAAGACCAUCGAACACUUCGGUUCCUACGUGGCGGACCUCAGCGUGAAAUUACAGAAGAUUAGGCAAACCCAGGACGAGGAACGGAGGCGAUUAACAGAAUUAAGGAAUCUCCUGAGGAGCUCUGGCUGCGACAAAGAGUUAAAUGUAAACGCGAAUACAGGGUAUUCACUUCACCAACUCCAAGGGGACAAGCAGCACGGCGUCACACGGUCCGGGCAUCUGUUGAAGAAGAGCGAGGGAAAAAUGAGGAGGGUGUGGCAGAAAAGGAGGUGUGCCGUACAAGCGGAGGGUUAUCUCGAUAUUUGUCACGCGGACGAAAAUAAACCACCGACGAGAGUGAAUUUAUUAACCUGUCAAAUCAAGCUAGUGCCGGACGAUAAGAGGGGCUUUGAUCUCAUUAGCUACAACAGAACGUAUCACUUUCAAGCGGAAGACGAGACGGAUCAACGAGCAUGGAUGUCUGUUCUGGUCAACUGCAAAGAACGUGCUUUGCUUCGUGCAUUCGAUGCCAGCGGCAAAGCGGAGGCUGGUACCGGGAAUCCAAGUUUAGUCGAACUACAACAGGCCGUGAUCCGAUGUGUCAUGAGGCUACCAGGAAAUGAUCAGUGUUGUGAUUGCUCGUCGCAAAAUGAUGCCACAUGGUUGUCCACAAAUUUUGGUAUAAUCGUGUGCAUAGAAUGCAGCGGUAUCCAUCGAGACUUAGGCGUACACAUAUCCAGAAUACAGUCCCUAACAUUAGAUAACGUGGGUACAGCGCAACUACUUCUCGCACGGCACAUGACCAACCACGCGUUCAAUGAAGUGAUGGAGGCAACGUUACAUCAGAUUCAUAAACCGACACCAACGUCGACGAUGGAAGAAAGAUACGACUUCAUAAGGGCCAAGUAUGUGGACAAAAGAUACGUAAUGGACACGUGCGCGGAUGAACGAGAUCUUCUGUCUGAUUUGGAGCAUGCUGUAAACAAUCGUGACUUGCAACAACUUCUGCAAGUUUUCGCUGAAAACGUGGACCUGGCCGCGCCGUUGCCCACAUCGGAUCUGGGUGAAACGGCACUGCAUUUAGCCAUUUUGCGGGAAAUGGGGAAUAGCUUGCAUAUUGUCGAUUUUCUAGUGCAAAAUAUGUCGUCGGGUGGUAUAGACAGAACCACCGUCGAUGGUGAAACGGCGUUGCAUCUGUGCGCUAGGCACGACAGAGCAGAAGCAAUGAAGCUAUUGUUACGCGCAGGCGCCGAUCCCACGCAUCGAAACAAACAGGAUAAAACGCCUCUUGACAUUGCGCAAGAAAUGGGACACCAUACCUGCAAAGAACUGCUGAGUCACGCUCUACAAAGACAGAAAACGUUGUUCGACAACGUUAAUAUUGACUGGAAUCUUUCACACGAUGAAGGUUCUACCGACUUCUCCGACGACGAGACGAUAAUAGAGGACCGGAAUGGAUGUUUAACACCAGAGAAGAAAUCCCGCAGUAGGCCACCAUCUUACGUAGGUGGCGGUGGUAGCGGUGGAGGUCCCGGAUCAGGAGACUCGCCAGUGACGCUUCGCAGUCGAAGUAGUACUUGCGACAGCUUGCAAAGCGGUUCUUCACCAAGUUCCUCGACGAAUAGGCAACAAAUGCCUCCGCCACCGCCGCCGCAAGCAAGGAAACCUGUUGCUGUACCCGCGCCCAUGGCACCGGAUAUUUCGAUUAAUAUCCAUGGAUCACUGAAGAAACGUGUAGCUCCGCCACCACCACCACCGGUUGGAAGUACAGGUGGUAUACCUUCUUCUCAUUAUGGUACACUACCUUCGUCCGCGUCCUUAGCAGCGUCAACGCAUAGCCGUACAACCAGCGAACCGAUCUUAGCCGGGCAUUCUUUACAUACUCUACCACAUGCGUUAAAUACAUUAAACAGUCAGCAUCAUAAAAGAUCGCCCAGUGGAGAUUCUUCAACGGGACACGGCGCGGACAAAGUGAACAGCUCGACGCUUCAACGACCGAGGAAUCCUCCACCGCCAGCGCCAUCUGGCAUCAAUUCCUCCAGAUUGAGUAACGGCCGUAGCAGCGAGUCGUUGAGUUCCAUGUGUUCCGAUCACGGCUUGGGUAAUCCUGUUCCUCCUCCGCGCAAACGAAGGGACCGGUCCAGACUAGAGAGCUACGCCGAGGAGCCUUCAUCUUUGCUCCCAAAUCUGAAUCUGCCAACCUUGUCGACCCUGAGCGGACUACGACGUUGUCGAGCUUUGUACGACUGCGAGGCCGACAACGAGGACGAGCUGUCCUUUCGAGAAGGCGAGGUUAUCAUCGUAACCAACGAGCAAACCGACGACGACAACUGGAUGGAGGGCGCGUUAGAACGAGCCCCGGAACGAAGGGGAAUGUUCCCAAUCAGUUUUGUACAUAUGUUACAAGAUUAACAUUCGGUAAGCCUGAACUCAUUGGCAAGUGUAUCCAGUACUGCCAGCUCCGUGAGUGUCGCUAGCCUCGGCCGAAGAAGUUGGAUACGGAAGCCGAAAGAUUAAGCAUGGAAAAUCGCUCCAUUUGCCGCGUAUGACCGGCAUUCCUAUAAAAAACCU